Drosophila rhopaloa is the source of this 929-nucleotide messenger RNA. RefSeq lists its product as uncharacterized. Lineage: Eukaryota; Metazoa; Arthropoda; Insecta; Diptera; Drosophilidae. The transcript is spliced from 5 exons. The record is from RefSeq and is a predicted model, not a curated record. The coding region runs from base 603 to 929 and encodes 108 amino acids.
AGCAGCAACAGCUACAGCAGCAACAUCACUCGUAGCAACAGCAGCAGCAGCAGCAACAAAAUCAAAACACGUUUUACUCCCGCACAUUGAAAACGCAUAAACAAGGAUUUAAUUCCCAAUCGAAAACCAAAUAAAUUGGUUUAUAAUUUCCAUAAAUAUUUGUGCUUGUGUUUUUUGAAUGAAAGUGUGUAACCCAAAAUAUGGAAAUUUCGUUUAUAAAUAUUGAUGUGUUUUAUUGAAUAUUUGUGUCUUUUACUUUGAAGUCGGUUUCGUUAUUGUGUCGAUAUUUUGCAUUAUUAAUUACAAUUUACGUUCAUCAAGUGGAAGCAAUCACAAUAGAUUGAAAGACAAUUUCAAAAUAAGGAAAACAUCGGAACUGAACAAAAAAAGCUUCUGAAUUGGUUUUGCCGCAUCUCAACGUGUUUUUUUGGUGGUAAUGUGAUCGGCGAUUUUCGGGAGCAAUUAGAAGACUAAACAAAAGGACAAAGGACUCCGGGAAAGCAGCUUACCGACUGGCAAAGCGACAGCGGCAAAAAGAAAAGCCAACUUAACAAGGACUAUUCGCACACUGUGGCCAGCGGAGGAGGAGGAAAUCGAACCGAAUGCAGUAUCUCAACUACGCUCUGCAGACAUCCACGCGACUGCUGACGUACCAGGGCCCGAACCAGGAUCUGUAUCCUGACCACACAGGACUCGCCUCCGCCCACGAGGAGGACCUUAAGCACGCCUGCUGCAGUCGCGGCGCCCAGCUGCUCAGAUUGCGCCACCGGGAGCUGGCCAAGCGACGAGCUCUCGAGGAUCAGAUAAACGCCAACCAGGAGGAGGAGCCGGAGGAUCAGCAGCAGGAGCAGGAGGAUCUGCGGGAGGAAUUGGACAGCGACCAGGGAGCCGUGGGCGGGGAGCAUCUGCAUCCACAGCCAGUCCAAUGA